This is a messenger RNA of Gossypium raimondii (Peruvian cotton), 2680 nucleotides long. RefSeq names its product pentatricopeptide repeat-containing protein At5g42310, chloroplastic. The coding region runs from base 136 to 2241 and encodes 701 amino acids. The transcript is spliced from 5 exons. The record is from RefSeq and is a predicted model, not a curated record. NCBI's taxonomy places the organism in Eukaryota, Viridiplantae, Streptophyta, Magnoliopsida, Malvales, Malvaceae. Gene Ontology annotation, molecular function: protein binding.
AAAAGAAAAAUCUGCUUGGCUACGGUCACCACCACAAAACUAACCGUCAAAAGAACCGAUAAAUCUAAAAGCAGCUUUCUCCACUCUCCCUAUUCCUAACGCUAACGACGCUGAAAUACAGAAUCAGAAAUAAGAAUGCUUUUGCUGCCGCCCACCCUCCCCGUGCGAUUCCCUUCCAUCCAACUAUCUUCACCGAUCAUUCGCCUCCACUUCAGCCACCACACAUCCCUCUGCACGUCUGCCGCCGCCGCCGAAACCUCCAUCACUCUCUCAUUUGAUAAAGAGAGAGAUAGAGACAGGUACGGUGAUGAAAAUGACGACGAAAACGAUGUUCUUUCUCUUCACAAGCGCCGUUACGACUUCACUCCGUUACUCAAUUACCUCUCCCGCUCCAACUCGGCGUCUGACUUGGACUCCGACUCUGCCUCGCCCACUUCACUCGACCCUAUUGAAUUCCAGUUGGCCGAGUCAUAUCGCGCAGUACCUGCUCCACUCUGGCACUCCCUAUUGAAAUCUCUAUGUGCCUCUUCUUCUUCGUCCUCCUCCUCUUCUAUCAACUUAGCAUACGCUGUCGUUUCGUGGCUUCAGAGACACAACCUUUGUUUCUCCUACGAGCUUCUCUACUCGAUUCUAAUCCACGCGCUUGGUCGUUCCGAGAAGCUGUACGAAGCGUUUUUGCUCUCUCAGAGGCAGAGCCUUACUCCCUUAACAUAUAACGCCUUAAUCAACGCGUGUGCCCGCAACGACGAUCUCGAGAAGGCUCUUAAUCUUAUGUCAAGAAUGCGUCAAGAUGGUUACCAAUCUGAUUUCGUGAAUUACAGCUUGAUAAUUCAAUCGCUUACCAGGAACAACAAGAUUGAUUCAUCUCUUCUACAGAAGCUUUAUGGAGAAAUUGAGUGUGAUAGAAUUGAGGUCGAUGGGCAGCUUUUGAAUGAUAUAAUCGUUGGUUUCGCCAAAGCGAAUGAUCCAAGCCGGGCUCUAAAGUUUUUAGCUAUGGCGCAAGCAAUUGGGUUGAGCCCGAAAACGGCUACUCUUGUGGCGGUCAUUUAUUCCUUAGGUUGUUGUGGGAGGAUUGCGGAGGCUGAAGCUGUUUUUGAGGAAAUGAAAGGAAGUGGACUGAAGCCUAGAACCAGAGCUUAUAAUGCGCUUCUUAAAGGGUAUGUGAAAUCAGGUUCUUUGAAAGAUGCAGAAUUAGUUGUAUCCGAGAUGGAGAGAAGUGGGGUUUCUCCUGAUGAGCAUACAUAUAGUCUUUUAAUUGAUGCUUAUUCCAAUGCCGGUAGAUGGGAGAGUGCAAGAAUUGUAUUGAAAGAGAUGGAAGCCAAUAAUGUGAAGCCGAAUUCUUUUGUUUAUAGUAGGAUUUUAGCAAGUUAUCGAAACAAAGGAGAGUGGCAAAGAUCUUUUCAGGUUUUGAAGGAAAUGAAGAGUAAUGGGAUACAACCCGAUAGGCAUUUUUAUAAUGUGAUGAUUGAUACUUUUGGGAAGUAUAACUGUCUUGAUCAUGCCAUGGCCACCUUUGAUCGUAUGUUGUCAGAGGGGAUCGAGCCAGAUACUGUUACUUGGAAUACGCUAAUAGAUUGCCAUUGUAAAGCAGGGUGGCAUGAUAGAGCGGAGCAAUUGUUUGAGGAAAUGAAAGAAAAAGGGUAUUCACCAUGUACAACUACUUAUAAUAUUAUGAUAAAUUCAUUAGGAGAGCAGGAGAGAUGGGACGACGUUAAGAGCUUGUUGGGGAAGAUGCAGGGUGAAGGUUUGUUGCCUAAUAUUGUGACAUAUACCACACUUGUAGAUAUUUAUGGAAAGUCUGGAAGGUUCAGUGAUGCCAUAGAGUGCUUGGAGCUCAUGAAGUCUGCUGGAUUAAAACCUUCCUCAACCAUGUAUAAUGCCUUGAUAAAUGCAUAUGCACAAAGGGGUUUAUCUGAGCAAGCAAUGAACGCAUUGAGGGUUAUGGGAGCAGAUGGCUUGAAGCCUAAUCUCUUGGCUCUCAAUUCAUUGAUAAAUGCUUUUGGUGAGGAUAGAAGGGAUGUUGAGGCAUUUGCUGUGUUGCAAUACAUGAAGGAAAACGGUGUGAAACCAGACGUUGUGACAUAUACCACACUUAUGAAAGCUCUUAUCCGUGUUGACAAGUUUCAUAAGGUCCCAGCUGUAUAUGAAGAGAUGAUUUUGUCCGGUUGCACUCCUGAUAGGAAAGCUAGGGCAAUGUUGCGGUCUGCUCUGAGAUACAUGAAGCAGGCAGUGAAGUCAUAGUUGACAAUCCAUAAUCCAUAUGGCUAAAGCAAGUCAUGACUGAACAAAUUGUUGUUUGAGUUAUCAGUUUGAGGAACCAUCAAUUCAUGCUGCCAUGCUGGCCAGGGUCAUCCUUGUGUGACUCAGUGGAGUGGUUGAACCCCACGAGUUGUAUUCUGGAGCUUGGAAUGAGGAACAUUUACCAUACAUUAGGACUAUUAUACAUAUGACAUGAUGACACCUCCCCCCCUUCUCUUCUUCCCUUUGCAUUUUUGUUGAACAUUUUUUUCACCAUCUCAAAAUAGAAACAAUAUGAUUGAUUGCCUGUAUCUUGUGUAUUAUAUAUAACAAAACAAGAAACAUUCUAUAGAAAAAAAACAACAUUCAAAAUGUACUUUAACCUCUGCUGUUUUAUCUAUAGAAAUAAUAUUUGUUGCAAUCCGACUUCGGGAUGCCUGCA